Messenger RNA from Aspergillus japonicus CBS 114.51, 2856 nucleotides. RefSeq lists its product as uncharacterized. The transcript is spliced from 3 exons. Bases 1 to 2856 code for a protein of 951 amino acids. The record is from RefSeq and is a predicted model, not a curated record. NCBI's taxonomy places the organism in Eukaryota, Fungi, Ascomycota, Eurotiomycetes, Eurotiales, Aspergillaceae.
AUGCCGCAACCCAGAGUAGGUGAAAAGGAACACGACCCCAGUGAACGCUGGCUCGGACUGCUGGAGGAGCGUUUGCCACCACUGUUGCGCAGGGGCUACAAUGGGGAGGAGGCGGAGAAGAGUUCGGAACAUUCCUCCACCGAUUCGUCGUCUAUGGCCCAGGAAUCUUUCGCAGAAGCUGUCGACAUAACCAACACGCUAUAUCGAGCCCGAAAGCAUCGAAACUUGGACCUGCUGACUUAUCUUGGCUUUCGGUUGAACAACUGGGCUGCUGUGGAUUUCGUUUUAGGUCGUCUGCUGGACGCCUCCGAAGCCGCCACUGACUUCUCGCGGCGCUCGCGGCCACCAACUGGUGUGCAUUGGGCCCUGGACCCGAACUCAACGCUUGAUGAGCUUUCCCGUCGACCUGUGGAUUCUGCGCCUUCUGCUGCACCGGCUCUGGGCCACGGCGCCUCAAAUGACCGGAAAUUGAUUGCGCUGAAGCACGGUACCGCCAGGCCCUUUGCUGCCGAGUUAAAUGAGCGCUUUCUGGCGCAGAUAUGGCAAUCGCUGGGUGCCCUUGUACUAGACGCCGCGGAUGCAUCCCCCAACGAAGCCAAGUUGGCUAUGUCGGUUGUUCACCGCACUCUUGCCCGUCUACAUACCUCUGGCGCUAUAUCCGACAAGGUUUAUGAUUGGACUCCGCCCCUUCGAUUUCAGAGCUCAUUUCGGCCUCCAGGGAUGUCCUUGCUCAAGUCCUCAAUCAUGCAAGCUCUGACUGAUGCUGCAUGGAUGGAGUACGAGGCAGACAUGGCUGACAAGGCUGCUGCAGUAGGCCAAGAAUCACCCUUCAUUCCGGUCAACCCGGUCAUCCGUGAACUAGGACCAUCAAUUUGGAUGGAGUUGAUUCUCUGGUGCUGUGUCGAGCAAGGCUUCACUGAAGAGGGGGUGUGGCUCAUAGAACGAAUGAAGAGACAUUCGGGCGACAUCCGCUGGACGGCCAAGAACUGGAACAAGCUGCAUAUGAUCGACGAGUCCGCACGCGUUUGGAAGACUGAUAUCGACCUGGAAGGCAAAUGGCGUGAGCCACAGGACCCUGGAGUGCUCUACAGGCAACUUCAGGAGAAUUACAUCAAGAAAAGGCUUGACCUAACUCCCUUCGUCGGGAUGGGUGAGCGAACGAUUAGUGAGGAAGUUGUUUGUGCAUUGUUCGACAGUCUCCCAAACCUGGCAUAUUCAGGGACCGGUUUCCGAGGCAUGUCACCCAGCCGCAUGGCGUCUUGCGUUUUCUCAUUAAGGUUCAUUAUCUCUGCACCGAGGGUCAAGCGUUUGUUCGUGACAACCCAGAGAUUUAAUUCUUUCCUCAUGCGGGUGCUAUCAGCUGGAGGGAUCAACGCUCAAAAGGACCCUACUUGUGUUGUUGAACUUCUCAAGACCUCACCGACUGUAGUGCCGCCUUGGGUCCCGCCUUACGUGCAAGUCACGGAUAUAGGGCAUCUCGAGAGCUUGCAUCAGUGGGAUUUCUACAAUCAAACUCUGGCGCCAGUUGGCCUGCUCGAAUACACCCUUAGGUAUUCUUCGUCCUUGCGACGGUCUGGGGAGGCCUUACGAACAUUUGCAUGGCUGCAGGAAAUAGAAGACGAAAGCAGACAACAGCGGACAGACGAAUCCUUUAACCUGGAAGCCGUAGGCGCUGGGGACUCGCUCGACUCUUCUUUGUCACCCAUGCCGCAUCUGUCGAGUGUGACGCUGGCCGAACUGCUCGACUUGCUCACUGCGUCACGGGCUUACGAGUCCGCUGAAUGGCUAUUCUCUGCUACAGACGUCGAAAGGCCUGCUAUCUCAGAGGACGUGUACGGUGACCAGAACAUAGCACCAUCAAUCCUUCGCUUUGCCGCCGCCACGAAAAACCAAGCCCUCGCUAAAUCCGUUAUUGCAUCUCUUCAGCAGCCUCUCUCCACUAACACCUUGCGUGCCCUUCUUAACUACCGCAUAGUUCAAGGCGAAUGGGAUUCAGUGGUAACAGUGUUCGCGUACCUUCGCCGCCACCGCCAUAAGUCCUGGGGUCACAGCAACGUUGCCACCUUGGCAGCAGAGAUCAUCCGUCUGGAACACGCGAUCCAAGAGUUAGGGGAAGAUCCGGAACGCCUCGGUACAGACUAUGAGCGGAAGCGCGCCAGCCUCGUCAGUUCUUUUGACACAGCGAAAGCAAUCCUCGGCCGUUUAUUUACCGGAGAGUUCAACGAACGCCAGGGCCCGAUCCUAUCGGGCAGCGCUGUCCCCGUCCAGAGCCGGGACUUCCAACAACGUGUCCUCGCGAGUUUUUGCCGCAUUUUCCUCGAUUUCGUGGAUUCCCCUGCCCUUCGUGAUGUCGCCGCUUCCAGCACGCAUCACCAAAAAUUCAAGGUCACUUCGCGCACUUUGAUCCCCUACAUUCCCUCGACUGCGUUCCACCAGAUCCUCGAGGCCGUCGUUGACACGCAAGGCAGCGCCGCGGGCAUGAACCUCUACUUCAAGACCUGCUUGGAUAUCCUCUCACCGGAAACGGUCAGGAUGCGGGAGGGCGGCAUCCCGCGCAUGUACCUGCACUCCGAACGCGUCCUCGAGCGAGCCGACCCCCACUUCGAUCCGGUGUACUUCCGGGGCAAGCAGGAGAAGUGUGUGAUUCCGAACCUGAAUACCAUUCGGAUCAUCCUACGGGCAGCGAUGAAGGAAUACAACGCCAACAACACGAACCCGUCCUGGCCCGUCCUGGACUUCUGCAUCCGGCGCUACUUCCGCUUCGGCCUCUCCUACAGCGAGGUCAACCGCGAAACCGGCGGAAAACCAAAUACAAAGAAGAAGCAGGAGAAGAAGUCAGAACAUCGUUGCGAAUGA